GGCUCAAGGCUCAACGUGCUCUUGGCCACGUGCCCCGUCGCAGCCCGCACCCCGCCGACGCCGCGAGCAGCCUCCUUGGCACUUGAAGCGCGAGCAUGGCGGCGCCGGCAGACGCGCGGAAGAUCGUGAAGAAGCGCAUGAAGAGGUUCCCGCGUUUCCAGGCAGACCGCUUCAAGAAGAUGAACCAGUCCUGGCGCAAGCCCGUCGGCAUCGAUGGGCGGGUCCGCCGCAAGUUCAAGGGGUCCACGCAGAUGCCAAGCAUCGGGUACGGCUCCGACAAGAAGACGAAAUACCGCCUGAGGAACGGGUUCUACAAGUUCCGCGUUCAAAACCUGUCCGAUCUGGAGAUGCUGCUGAUGCACAACGAAAAGUAUGCCGUGGAGAUAGCGCACAACAUCGGGGCCAAGAAGCGAAAGGAGAUAGUCGAGCGCGCCGACCAAUUGCGCUUGUUCGUCACCAACCGGUUCUCGCGGCUGCGCACCGAGGAGAACGAGUGAGUGCGGCGGCUGGUUCUGGGUGACGCCACUCCAGAGGCGCGCGGGGCGGAUGGGGCGAUGCGCGGAACGCAGCAA
Messenger RNA from Prorocentrum cordatum, 572 nucleotides. Lineage: Eukaryota; Dinophyceae; Prorocentrales; Prorocentraceae. The record is from the annotation of a GenBank genome assembly.